Fusarium vanettenii 77-13-4 is the source of this 1413-nucleotide messenger RNA. RefSeq lists its product as uncharacterized. The coding region runs from base 1 to 1413 and encodes 470 amino acids. Lineage: Eukaryota; Fungi; Ascomycota; Sordariomycetes; Hypocreales; Nectriaceae. The transcript is spliced from 4 exons. Gene Ontology annotation, molecular function: manganese ion binding; metalloaminopeptidase activity. The record is from RefSeq and is a predicted model, not a curated record.
AUGCCAGUAGCCGACAUACUCAAGGGGAAGUAUCCCGCCAAAGGGCAUGUCCGGCGCGUGAUCGACUAUAUCCGGUCCAGAGUAUCUCAUUCAAAGGGCUUCCUCUUCCUGACAGGUCCUCCAGAAAGGUUCUACGAUGAUGCAGACCUGGCUAUUCCGUUUCGCCAGCGGAGAGCCUUUAUGUACCUGAGUGGUGUUGACAUUCCCGAUUGCCACAUGAUAUAUGAGAUUGACAAUGAGCGCAUAACACUCUUUGUACCAACCCUCGACCCUGAAAGUGUUCUCUGGCCCGGCAUGCCCUUGACCACUGAGGAAGUCCUUGGCAACCUCGACGUCGACGCUGUCUUGCCAAAUACCGAUCUUCAGACGACACUUGACUUGAUCGGAAGCAACAAGCAUGAAGACGAGAGUACAUUCUUUACCAUCUCUGGCCAUGUGGGACAUGGGAUCAACUUUCCGGGCGGAAUGACCGUGGACUCGACUAUCCUCAAAGAAGAGAUUGACGAGUGUCGGGUGGUCAAGGAUGAAUACGAGAUUGCAUUGAUCAAAAAGGUAAACACCAUCAGCUCAGCAGCUCAUCUAGCCGUCAUCAAAUCUGUCACAAAGUGCAAGAAUGAGUCGGAGAUUGAUGGUGUAUUUCUGGGAGAGUGCACCAAGAGAGGGACCAAAGUCCAAGCCUAUCCACGCAUUGAUGCAAGCGGACGCACAGCUGCCACAAUGCACUACGAAGCCAACAACCAGGAUCUCUACAAAGACGGCAAGGCCAAAGACGUGGUGGUUAUUGACGCCGGAGCCGAAUGGAACUGCUAUGGUGCGGAUAUCACUCGAACUCUACCCAUUUCUGGCAAGUUUACUCCUGAAUCUCGUUCAAUUUACGAAAUUGUUCUCAAGAUGCAGGAAGUUUGCAUUGCUUCUUUGAAGGGGGGUGUUCUGUGGGAUGAUUUCCAUGUGUUGGCACACAAGAUUGCUAUUGAUGGCCUCUUGGCGCUCGGCAUCUUGAAAGGGGAUAAGGAUGAGAUUCUGGCUGAAAGAAUCAGCACCGCUUUCAUGCCACAUGGUCUCGGUCACUUCUUAGGCAUGGAUACGCAUGAUACAGGUGGUCGACCCAACGAGGCUGAUCCAGAUCCCAUGUUCAAAUAUCUGAGAGUGAGGAGACGUCUCCCUGCGGGAUGCGUACUGACGGUCGAGCCAGGUAUUCACUUUAGCCCACAUAUGAUCCGUCCGUAUCUCAACGACCAAAGGGUCUCGCAAUACAUUGAUGAAAAGGUACUUGACAACUACUGGGAUGUUGGCGGCGUAUGCAUUGAGGAUGAUCUUGUGGUUACUCGGAAUGGCAGCGUGAAUCUUACCGAUGUGCCCAAAGAUCCAGACGAGUUGGAGGCUAUCAUGUCGAACACAAGUAUGAAAACUUAA